AUGAUGAAGCCCGGAGGCGUCAUGGUGGCCUCCAGCCCUGGUAGGGAGAAGCUCCCGUCGCCGCUAGGCUUUGCCCGUUUGCUCUCAUGCAAGGUUGGCGGGGGUAGCCGGACACGCGCCCGCCUCACUUCGUCGGCAGCCGCCCGUUCCAGCCCCUUGUUCGUGUCUCGGAGCAGGAGCGUUGGUCGUUCGACCUCGGCGGCUACUGCGGCAGCGUCGGGGGAAGGGGAGCCCUCCUCGCCCACGGUCACCUGCAUUGGCCAGGUUAGGAUGCGAAACAAGUGCUCGGGGAAGAAGAAGCCUCGGCCUAAGAAGAUGAGAAGUAAGUCAUUUUUGAUCCCGCGCCGGUGCCUGGAAAAGCUUCUUCUAUGCGGCCUGUUCGGCGCUCGGAGGAGGCCCAAGGGCGGCGGAAGCGGCGAGGGAGGCCGACGGUCGCUGUGGUGGCGAUGGGCUGGCGUCCGAUCUGGCGGGAGUAGUGGGUACCGGCAGCAAAAGCCGGAUCCUUUUUGGCCGCCACCACAGCCUCCGGAGUUCGUCGGAGCCGGAAAGGCACCGGAUGGAGAAGAGGACAUCGAUUACAAGAACGAGGAUCAAAAGGAGGCGGCGCAAGAAGACGAUACUAGGGUUUCCGUGCCGUCAGCGAUAGCGACGCCGCCAAAGAACGCACUGUUGCUGAUGAGAUGCCGAUCGGCGCCGCACAACCGGGCUUCUUCGCUCUCCAUCGCUCGAUUCGAGGUGUCCUCGCUCCCGGAUCCGGCGUUGCCGGAUGAUGUCAGGCAAGGCAAAACGCAACAGCAGCAGCGGCAAGAAGAGCGGAGGUCGAGCGGCGGAGAGGAGCUGGUGCAGGAAGCGGAGGCGGUACCGGGAACAGAGGAGGACGGGGGGUCGGAGUCGCGGCGGCCGCUGGUGCUGUCGCGGAGCAAUUCAGUGCCGGCGCGGAGGGCCGCGGUCCCGGAGGCAACCAACUGCCUCUGGACCAGCGGCAGCUGGCCUCGUCGUUCGGGCCCUUCUCACGAGUAG
Musa acuminata subsp. malaccensis (wild Malaysian banana) is the source of this 1020-nucleotide messenger RNA. RefSeq lists its product as uncharacterized. The record is from RefSeq and is a predicted model, not a curated record. Lineage: Eukaryota; Viridiplantae; Streptophyta; Magnoliopsida; Zingiberales; Musaceae.